AUGGAAAGCAUCAGUGCAUCUGGACACCCUCCAACCUCAACUGAUGAGGAGUAUGGAGUAGAAGCUCAAGGUACUGAGAGAAAUCCUCAGACAAAUCCUAUGCCUUCUCCUCCUGUUGUUCCUACAAAGAAGAGGAAAGAGGUGGAGUCUAAAUAUAUAGUAUGUGAUCAUUUUGAAAAGAUCCGUGCUCCACCUGCUGAAGGUGAAACUGAGGGACCAGUAGUUGAGGGCAAAUGCCUUUAUUGUGCAAAAAUUUAUAAAUGUGAAAGUAAAAAGCAUGGCACUUCCUCAUUGAAAAACCAUAUGAAGGCCUGCCUAAAAAAUCCUCAUUGUAAGGACACAAGGCAAUCUCUUCUCACCUUUAAUGCCUCUGGAACAGAAGCUUCUGAGGGGGUUUUGGGGACUUGGGUUUUCAACCAAGAGGCUAUUAGGAGGGCAUUGUGUGAGAUGAUCAUUGUUGAUGAACUUCCCUUUAGGAUUUGGAAGCUUAACAAAAAGAUCAUUUCCUUUGUCCCAAUUUCUUCUCAUAAGGGAGAGUACAUAGCCAAAGCCCUUGAGAGUUGUCUUAUUGAUUGGGGGAUUAAAAAUGUCUUCACUGUUACUAUUGAUAAUGCCUCUUCAAAUGACACAGCUUUGGGGUUUUUCAAGAACAAACUUCUGUCAUGGGGUGGGUCUUCUGUUAGGGUUCAAUAUAUGCACAUCAGGUGCAUAGCCCAUGUGUUGAACUUAGUGGUUCAGGAUGGGUUGAGAUAUGCAGGUCCUUCUGUUAAGAAAGUUAGAGAUGUUGUGAGAUGGGUGAGGAGUUCUCCUGCCAGACUUAAGAAGUUUAGAGAGAUUGCUGUGCUUAAUGGGGUGGAAGCCAAAUGUGCAUUACAACUUGAUGUUCCAACAAGAUGGAACAGCACAUACAUGAUUCUCAACACUGCCCUUCAAUACCAGAAGGCCUUUGAAGCUUAUGAGAAUGAUGCCUCAUUGAAUGCUGACUUAUCUGAUUCUAUUCCAAAUUUUAUGGAUUGGCUUUCUGUGCAAAGCUUAGUCAAUUUCCUGAAAGGCUUCUAUGAGAUGACUGUGAGAAUAUCUGGUUCUCUCUAUGUCACUUCAAAUACUUUCUUUUCUGAGAUUUCUGACUUAGGUUGCAUGCUGGAUGACAUGGUUAACUCUGUUUCAACCUCUGAAAAGGAAAUGGGGUCCCAUAUGAAACAAAAAUUUGAAAAAUAUUGGGGAGAUCCUGAAAAAAUGAACAUCUUGAUAUUCUAUGCCAAUAUUUUGGAUCCUAGGGAUAAGAUUGAGUACAUGCCUGCCCAAUUUGCCCAGUUAUAUGGUGAUGAAAAAGGAAAAUCAUGCUUUGAAAAGGUUCAAUCUUCUAUGGUUCUAAUGUUUAAUGAUUAUACAGCCACCUACCAUGUGCAGUCUGCAUCCCCUACUGUGCAAUUGCAAUCUACCCAAUCUGAACCUGUCCAUUCUCAAACUUCAGUUGGAAAACCUCAGGCUAGAAUGAAAAGCCAGCUUAAAAAACAGAGAAUGGAGUCUGGUGGAAGCAGUAAAGAAACUGAACUCCAGAUUUAUCUAAGUGAAAAAUUAGUGGAAGAUGAAGAAAAUGUGGACUUUGAUGUCCUAAGAUGGUGGAAGGUCAAUAGUGAUAGAUUUCCUAUACUCUCUAGAAUGGCAAGAGAUGUGCUGGCUGUUCCCAUUUCAACUGUUGCCUCUGAGAGUGCAUUCAGUACUAGUGGUAGGGUAUUAGAUGCCUUUAGGAGUUCCUUAAAUCCUAAAAUUGUUGAAGCCCUAGUAUGUGCACAAGAUUGGUUGAGGGCACCCAAUCAUCCAAUCUCUGUUGAGGAAAACUUGGAUGAUGUUGAAAGAUUAGAGAAGGAAUUGUCCACUGGAGCUGCUGGUUCUUUACCAGGUAAGAUUCCAGAACUGCUAAUUGCUAAGUGGCUUGGUAACUUUUUUAUAAAUGUUGCUGCACUUACUCAGUUACAUCUCUGGUAUUCUGGAAUUCUGGAAGAUGGAAUGGAUGAAUGCUGA
Molecule: messenger RNA, 2025 nt
Organism: Ipomoea nil (Japanese morning glory)
Lineage: Eukaryota; Viridiplantae; Streptophyta; Magnoliopsida; Solanales; Convolvulaceae
Product: zinc finger BED domain-containing protein RICESLEEPER 2-like
Exons: 6
Coding region: 1-2025 (674 amino acids)
Molecular function (GO): DNA binding; protein dimerization activity
Source: RefSeq, a predicted model, not a curated record